CGGAAGUGGCGUCAUCGCUGAGCCGGACGGAAGUGACGUCGCCGCGAGCUCGGCGGGUGGUCCCGUAGCGGCGGGGCCGGGCCCGGGCCGGGCCCUGAUGGACCCGGCGGCCGAGCACCGGCAGCAGCUGCGCAGCCUGCGGGACUUCCUCCUGGUCUACAACCGCAUGACCGAGCUCUGCUUCCGCCAUUGCGUCUGCAACCUCAACUACCGCCUGCUCACGGGCCGCGAGGAGUCGUGCCUGGACAGCUGCGCGGCCCGGCUGGUGCGCGCCAACCACCGCCUGAUGGGCGCCUACGUGGGACUGGUGCCGGCGCUGCUGCAGCGCCGCGCGGCCGAGCACGGGGCACCGGCGGGGCCAGCCGCACUCCCGGCCGCCCCGGGCCCCGCCGAGUCCUCGCCCGCUGCCGGCACAUAGCAGCGCCCGGCCGCAGCUCCGCACGGCAGCCGGGCGCGGCUGGCACCGCCCCUGCCCUGCACCAGCGGGAGCAGCUGCAGCCAGGCUGGAGCAGCAUCUGCACUCGGCCCCGGGAGCCCCGAGCAGCGGCUGGGAUAUUCAGGGCACCGGGGGCCCAGGAACGGCAGGGAACCCUCCCUGGCCCUCGUGGUUGUGGAGUUCUGGGAAGUGGAUUGUUAGUCCCAAUAAAACAUUUUUACAGUAA
Molecule: messenger RNA, 662 nt
Organism: Prinia subflava (tawny-flanked prinia)
Lineage: Eukaryota; Metazoa; Chordata; Aves; Passeriformes; Cisticolidae
Gene: TIMM10B
Product: translocase of inner mitochondrial membrane 10B
Exons: 3
Coding region: 98-418 (106 amino acids)
Cellular component (GO): mitochondrial intermembrane space chaperone complex
Source: RefSeq, a predicted model, not a curated record